This is a messenger RNA of Dentiscutata erythropus, 282 nucleotides long. The record is from the annotation of a GenBank genome assembly. Lineage: Eukaryota; Fungi; Glomeromycota; Glomeromycetes; Diversisporales; Gigasporaceae.
AAAGAAAUCAAGCUUUACUUAAUCCAACUAAUGGUAAUGAAUAUUUUUUUGAUAGGAAUAGUCGAGCAUUUCAUUAUAUUUUGGAAUUUUAUCGUACGGGGAAAAUUAUGUUAUUAGAUGAAAUGACUGGAUCAAAUAAUUCUUUCAUGGAAAUAAAUCAUCAAGAAUUAAUUGAAGAAAUAAAAUAUUUUCAAAUUCCUUUACCACAUCAAGAAAUUUCUACUGAUCAAUAUCACGCCAAAUUAUUGGAUAAAUUUGUGGAAGCAUUAAAAGAUGGAAUUU